AUGAUGCCAACAUUGACCCCACACACACCAGUACCACUGCCAUCAUAUUCCAAGGCCAGGGAGAACCUGGUGAAGGCUAUCCCACCAAAGCUCCUCUGUCUGCUGGCCUGUGGAGGACUAGACUGUCGCUAUGAAGGACCAGAGUGCUGGAAAUCAAAUCAACAAGUCAUCCGAGGUGUUUUCUCUUCAUGGGUGACAGAUGACAUCAUUGCCAUGGCUCGACCAGCCUAUCGUCUUAUUGAGAAGUACAACAUAAUAGAACAAUUUCAGAGGUUGAACAUCAGGUCCAUCAUUAACAUGCAGCUCCCAGGAGAGCAUGCUCACUGUGGACCACCCCUAGACCCUCAAAGUGGUUUCACAUAUUCUCCACAGAUCUUCAUGGACAAUGACAUUUACUUUUACAACUUUGGGAUGCCAGAUUUUGGUGUGUCCUCUCUUGUUGGUAUAAUUGAUGCGGUGAAGGUUUUGGCCUUUGCAGUGAGGGAGGGGAGAGUGGCUGUGCACUGCCAUGCAGGUCUGGGCAGAACAGGCGUCCUGAUAGCCUGUUAUUUGAUCUACACGCUGCGCAUCAGCCCGAGUGAGGCUGUCCAUUACGUGCGGAUCAGACGACCACGCUCUAUCCAGACUCGGUCACAGAUUAGCCAGGUGUUUGACUUUGCUCGCCUGAUUGGCUCACAGCUGGUCCAAUACCCAGACCUCAACCUGAAGCAUGGGGCUCCUUUCACUCUGCAGCACUAUCUAAACCGACAGGCACUGGUGCUGCAUGGCCAGGAGGCACGGAACCUCAGGCACACACCAAAGGUGGUGUACCUCCUGUGUGUGCGUCUCUCCUGCCUGGCCCUGGGUCUGCCUGCUCCUCCAGAGUUCUAUGCUGAACUGGAAAAGAGGUCAGCACUGAGAUCCCUGGGCAGGAUUGUGAGGGAGACCCUGGCAGCCAAACAAUACUUGCCCUUACUGAGGGACAGUCAUAAGAGCUCUUGGGUGGACACUUAUCGAGUUUCCUCCUGGGAUGAGCAUUUGGAGUUUUUAGAGAGGAGGAGAGACAAGGUGUUGGACCAACGCAGCUACAGUGACUCUGAUCUCAGCAAGAUGACAGUAAACAAGCAUCUGGAGAUGAGUCCAUUCUUCAGCCCAGCACUUGAAAAUGAGAAACAACGGUGUCUACAAGAUCUUAUACCACCUGAUCUGAGACCAGCUUGUAAUAUCCUAUCACCUGGACACCUGACCAUCAAAAAAGAAUCUCAUAAACUCAACAUCCCAUUAUCAAGCAUGAAAUCCAGCAGCACCUGCAAAAGAUCCACUUGUUUGGCUAAUCAGCCGUUUACAAAAUCCAGGUCCAGCACUGAGUUGUGCAGAAACUCAUAUAACCCAGGCCCAACCUCUGUUGCCCGUGCUGUUGCUAAGGCGAUGGCAGACCAAGCUCCUCCAGGAGAAACUACCCUGCAACGAUCGGCUCUGCUGCAGGAGGAGUUGAACAGCAGUGACAGUAGCUGGGCUUUGCUGGUCACAGAGUCGGAUCCUCAUGUCCUCAGUUGUCUGUUGUGGACUUGGUUAGACAGGUUAAGGGACCCAGUUCUGAGUGCAGAGGAUGUAGACAGGUUGAGUACCCAAGCAAACAGGAAGCCCCUCAGAGUGCUCAAGAAGGCACAGAGACACACCAUCUACUGUCUGCUGAGCUGUGUGAGCACAGUCAGCAGUCUGUGUCCACACCGAGAGGAGGCACUGCUCUCAAGACUGAUGAGGACUCUAACAAGGCGCCCCCAAGAGGACCUGGAAAGUCUUACAACUUUGAUGAGGGUCUUGAAGGCGAGUUUGAGAGAAAACUACAACACCUAGCAGGACAUGCAGCACUAAAAGCAAGCAAACAGA
Molecule: messenger RNA, 1869 nt
Organism: Notolabrus celidotus (New Zealand spotty)
Lineage: Eukaryota; Metazoa; Chordata; Actinopteri; Labriformes; Labridae
Exons: 12
Coding region: 1-1836 (611 amino acids)
Biological process (GO): protein dephosphorylation; cilium assembly
Molecular function (GO): protein tyrosine/serine/threonine phosphatase activity
Source: RefSeq, a predicted model, not a curated record